UAUAAGUGUAGGUGAGGUCCAUUAUAAAUUGAAGUGUACAGCUCUAUAGUUGAUAACAAAACUCUCAACAGUGAAGGUAGAUUUUAUGGUUGUUGACAUCAGUUGUGGCUAGAUUUUUUUACUUGUUUCUAUUAUUAUAUCGGUUGUAGCAGAACUGUUAUUAUUACCAGACAGCAGACAUGAGUGUGACAGGAAAAGUAGCUAUUGUGACAGGUGCAGCAAUGGGAUUAGGAAAAGCCUUCUGCAAGAUCUUGUUGGAAAAUGGAGCGAAGGUUUUUAUGACAGAUGUAAAUGAAGCAGCAGCACAAGUAACAUUAAAAGAAUUUCAAGCUCAAUUUGGUGUUAAUGUCGUGACCUUUAUGAAAUGUGAUGUAUCGUCUAAACAACAAAUGGAAGAUGCCUUUAAAGCUACUAAAGAGAAGUUUGGUGGACUAGAUAUUGUAUGUAAUAACGCUGGUAUUGGUGGGGAGACUGAUCCUCUUUGGGAGAAGGCUGUAGAUAUAAAUCUGAAAGGUUGUAUAAGAGGAACACAUUUAGCUCUACAAUAUAUGAGACAAGAUCAGGGUGGAAGAGGUGGAGUUAUUGUCAACAUAUCAUCAAUGGCAGGUUUAAAUCCUAAUCCAUUUGGACCAGUUUAUUGUGCAACUAAACAUGCUAUUGUUGGAUUUUCAAGAAGUGUAGCAAUGUUUCCCGAGACGGCACAGAAUGGUGUGAGGAUCAAUAUUUUAUGUCCUGCGUUUGUUGAUACGAAUCUGGUAUCAUCUUUAGCAGAAGAAAAUUGUUUAAGUGUCAGUAAAGCCAAAAUAUAUGCACACAAAGAUGGUUUAAUGACGCCAGAUUAUGUAGCAGAAGGUUUCCUGGAAUUAGUCACAGAUAACAGUAAAAAUGGUGCCAUUCUAAAAAUGGGUAAAACAUUUGGAAAAGUGUAUCAUGAAACCUCAAGAGCAUAAAUAAUCAUCUUUCAUACAACAGUUUUUAUAAUACAAUUCAUCUUCUCAAACAGUAACCAGAAUCAUUGAAACUUCUAAAAUGUUUUAUUAUCUGUUUGUGAUUAAAGGAUGACCACACUAAACACAACAAUUUUAUGGAUACACAAUGACCAGGCCUGGAAAUAACGGUUUUAGAUGUACCUGACAAAAUGUCAGGCACUAAUGAAAUAGUACCUGAUAUUUUCAACUUAGUGCCUGACAUGUUUUAAUAAUAUCAAUAAAAAAGACAAAUCGAUGCCAGACAAAAUGACAGGCACCAGAGGUUUUGUGUCGGACAAAACCUGAUCUGUGCCUGACAUUGUCUGUGACAGGUGCCUUAUUUCCAGGCUUGGCUUAGUUGAAUAUUAAGCGACGUUACGACAAGGAUACUCUUGUCUUUAUCAAGGAAAUGAUUGGCUUGAUAAAGACGAGAUUAUCCUCGUUGAAACAUCACUUAGUAUUAAACUCAGUAAUUGUGUAUCCAUAAAAUAAUACCUUGUGUUAAUAUGUUCAAUUACUAAAUGCCAAUCAAAGAACACAAUAAAAUACUAUGUUAUAACAUUCAAUCAAAUUUAGACCAAUACCAUGGUCUUAUUCAUAGGCUACGCCUUUAUAAAUGAACAUAUUUCCGACAACUUUCUUACUUUUCACGGCUUAAUCUACGCAAAAAUGUAUUCAGAUUUGAUUAUUUAAUUAAACAUGCAUUAUGUAAGAGCGAAAUCUGCCUAUUGCAGGUCUUUCUUUCGGCCUUAAAUGUUAUAUAAAUUAUUAAUUAGACAUUUAUUAACAUGACAAGACCAUAACCAACUUUCUAUGCCAUCAAAUGGCUCUGAUUUUAAAUAGAUUAGAAUGGUUUGGCCAUUUAAUGAAUUAAUUUAGAAAUGGAGAAACAAGGCUAAGACUCGUAUGACCAGUAGGCUACACGAUCAAUGCACACAUCUUGUCAAAACUACAACCAUUAAUAACUUCGCUCAAAAUAAAGUAAUUUGAAUGAAAUUUUCAAUAUAUUCAUUUUUCAUUAUCUAUUUCGAACUAUAAUUAUAGUGAAAACGGCCAACUCUUUAUCUAAAUCUUACAUAAUGCCCCUUUAAGAAAACAAAGCCAAAAAUAUCAACAUUAGAUAAACCCCCAUCUUGGAUUGUGUCACAUGGUCUGUCAGGACCUCAUAAUUAAUUCAACGUCCUGACAGACCGUAGUGACAAUUGAAUCAGAAUAAAAAGAGGCAGCUUUAAUGUAAAUUUAAAUUAUCUUAAAGGCUCAAUACCACUCUUGUUGUAACUGAAUAAUAUGUCCCAAUCUUUAUUCUGGUCAACAAAUUAUACUAUUUUACAAUAUUCCAAUUAAUUGAUGAUACAAAUUUCAUCUUAACACACCUAAUUUAAAAAAUUGGACAAAUUCAACUUAAUGAUUUGAAAAGCCUAACAUAAACCUUUUCGACUGUGAAUUGGAUUUAAAAAUAUUUUCGAACCCUCUGGACAAGUAAAAUAGGAUGUAAUAGAUAAUUUACAUAACAGGUAGGACACUUAAACAUCUAAUACUUAGAAUAAGGCUAUUUUUUAUUUUCUGGAGCUGUCAAGCCAGCAAGAGUGUUAUUGUCCCUUUAAAGAAGAUCAAAAUAUUGUAUUAUUAUCAUCUGUGUGUAGGAAUUUCCAUUUGCAUAUAAAUGAUCGUUUACCAUUUCAAUUUUUUUUAAAUAAAUUGUGGAUAUGGAGAUGUUAUUUUUUGGACUAUUUUUUUUUUUGGUGUUAUUGUCAGAUUUCUUAUCGGCAUGGACCUAACUUCUAUAACCUCAUAAUAAUAUCCGUUAUUUUAUAAUUUGUUAUAAUAUGUUAUUAUGUUAUUAGAUUUAUAUUAUAUAUAUAUAUAUGUAGUUAGGCCACACCAAAAAUACAUGUGUUUACCGUUAUCCAAACGUCCCUCUUUUUUUUUUUAGCCUAAAUCGCUUACCUUAAACUUUUUUCUCAUUCCCCAGGCUCUAUAACUCGAUGUUGAUGUGAUUUACUCUUGACAAAUUCCAACAUUGACAUUUCUGUAUUAUUUCUAAGAUGCUUACUCGGUAAUUAAGUUAGAUAUAGAUAAUACCAUGGACCGUAUAUACACGGUCCAUGAUAUUACAAUCCACACAAAAAAAAAGAAAAAGCUUGUUCCCACUAUCAUGAUUUGUGCUACGAUUGAAAUCA
Messenger RNA from Patella vulgata (common limpet), 3148 nucleotides. Its product is annotated as 15-hydroxyprostaglandin dehydrogenase [NAD(+)]. Gene Ontology annotation, cellular component: cytoplasm. The transcript has 7 exons. Bases 180 to 950 code for a protein of 256 amino acids. NCBI's taxonomy places the organism in Eukaryota, Metazoa, Mollusca, Gastropoda, Patellidae. The record is from RefSeq and is a predicted model, not a curated record. Gene Ontology annotation, molecular function: oxidoreductase activity, acting on the CH-OH group of donors, NAD or NADP as acceptor.